AUGGAACUUCAAGAAAAGCAUUUUGAUUUUUUCUCUCAACUUCCUACCGAGCUAAGACUUCUCAUCUGGCGUCUGUGCCUCCCCAACCGUGUCCCGGAAUUAGACUAUCCAUGGGUGCGAAGUGUAGACUUCGACCCCUUGCACCCGACAUGUCGAUUGAUGCAUACGACUGACCUCGACCGGAAAGCACCAGUGCUUACUCGUGUGUGUCAUGAAUCUCGCUUGGUCGCUUUCGAAACCGGUGGUUAUCGGGAUCAUGCGCGUUCUGAGCUAUGGAAUUCUAAUCUCUUAGUGAGAAAGAAAUCAUGGCUCGAUCCCCGUCGAGAUACGAUUGACUUAAACUGGACUCCUAGCGAUCCUGCUGGGUACAAUGGACCAGGAAGUGCUCUUGAUUAUCUAGCAUGGAAGGCGACUGAAGCUCGCCGAGGUUCCUUUAUGUUCGACUAUCUUGGUCCAUACUUCGAUGGAGAAGGAGUCAGUCUUGACGAGCGGAUUGGAGUCGUGCAGAAACUACAAAACGCAUUUGUUGUAAUGAAAAUCGUUGUAGUGCAUACUACAGUCCAAAUUGUGACGAAGUCGGGCUUAUUCGGACUUCUCGGUGACGCCUUUGUUCAACUGAUCGAUGUGACUGACGAAUCGAGACUCGACGCCCUCUUCAAGUUCGCCGAGGAGUGUGAAUCCGACACCACCGGGCCCAUUGCUUGCAAGCAAGACUUUUGCAGAAAAUCUGCGGAUUCAUAUUCCAAAACGCUGAAAGAAAAGCUUGCGAGCACCUUGGGUCAGAGCUUGUCUUUGUCUUUGCGACCGGCCAUCAUGUUCAGAUUUUGUCCUCACUUUUGCAACCAUAGUAGUCUCCAUCGAUGGAAAUUGUUCUAUGAAUCGAAGCGAUAA
This is a messenger RNA of Penicillium oxalicum, 891 nucleotides long. RefSeq names its product 2EXR domain-containing protein. Bases 1 to 891 code for a protein of 296 amino acids. The transcript has a single exon. The record is from RefSeq and is a predicted model, not a curated record. Lineage: Eukaryota; Fungi; Ascomycota; Eurotiomycetes; Eurotiales; Aspergillaceae.